AUGGCCUGUGACCCCAACGCCAGCAUGCAGGUCGGGAUGCGGGUGGUCCGUGGCCUGGACUGGAAGUGGAACAACCAAGACAACGGGGAAGGGAACGUCGGGACGGUGGUGGAGAUCGGCCGCCAAGGGAGCCCAACGACGCCGGAUAAGACGGUGGUGGUGCAAUGGGAUCACGGGACCCGGACCAACUAUCGGACUGGGUUCCAAGGAGCCUAUGACCUGCUUCUGUACGACAAUGCACAGAUAGGCGUCCGCCACCACAACAUCAUCUGCGACUGUUGCAAGAAGCACGGGAUCCGAGGGAUGCGCUGGAAGUGCAAGGUGUGCUUCGAUUACGACCUGUGCAUGCAGUGCUACAUGAACAACAAGCACGACCUCUCCCACGCCUUCGAGCGCUACGAGACGGCCCACUCCCGCCCAGUCACCGUGAGUCCCCGGCAGAAUUUGCCCCGCGUCACGCUCAAGGGCAUUUUCCAGGGCGCCAAAGUGGUCCGGGGCCCCGACUGGGAAUGGGGAAACCAGGACGGCGGCGAAGGUAAAACUGGGCGUGUGGUUGACAUUCGCGGCUGGGACGUGGAGACCGGGCGGAGCGUGGCCAGUGUGACGUGGGCCGACGGCACCACGAACGUGUACCGCGUCGGGCACAAGGGAAAAGUUGACCUCAAGUGCAUUGUGGAAGCCUCGGGAGGAUUUUACUACAAGGAGCAUCUCCCUAAAUUAGGGAAGCCUGCUGAGCUUCAGAAAAAGGAGAGUACGGACCGUCAUCCUUUCCAACACGGGGACAAGGUGAAAUGCUUGCUGGACAUAGACAUCCUAAGGGAGAUGCAGGAAGGACAUGGGGGUUGGAACCCCAAAAUGGCCGAGUUCAUUGGCCAAACUGGAACCGUACAUAGGAUCACGGAUAGAGGCGAUGUGAGAGUCCAGUUCAACAGUGAUACGCGGUGGACAUUUCACCCUGGUGCUCUUACCAAGCUGAACACCUUUUGGGUGGAUGAUGUGGUUCGGGUGAUAGACGAUAUAGAGGCAGUCAAGCAGCUACAAGCUGGUCAUGGGGAAUGGACAGAUGAAAUGGCUCCUACCCUGGGGCACAUCGGGAAGGUGAUUAAAGUGUUCGGAGAUGGAGAUCUUCGGGUGUCUUUUGCUGGCCAGUCCUGGACGUUCAACCCUGCCUGCCUGACAGCCUACCAGCGAGAGGAAGAUGCAAACUUCAUGACCACGGAGGACGCGAAAGAGUCUAAAAGCACGUUGCUUUCUGUGCUGGGGAGGCUGCUCUCCCAGAAGAUGGAGUCAGACAACCCGGGGCGGCUGGUCAUCGAGGCGGCCCAUGGAAACACCUCCAAAGUCCGGGACCUGGUCCAGAAAUAUCCAGACAAGGUUGAUAUCAAGAACCAAGGCAGGACGGCUUUGCAGGUGGCUUCUUACCUGGGCCAGGUGGAGGUGGUGAAGAUCUUACUGCAGGCCCACGCCAACAUCCACCUGCGGGAUGAGGAAGGCGACACCGCCCUUCAUUACGCAGCCUUCGGGAACCAAGCCGAGAUUGCCAGCGUCCUGGUCAGUCGAGGGGCCAACCCUGACCUCUUGAACAACGCCAAAUGCACGGCCAUGUACAUCGCAGUCAACAAAGGCUUCACGGAAGUCAUGCAGGCCUUGUGCGAACACAACUGCAAUGUCAACCUGCCGGAUUCGUACGGCGACACCCCGCUCCAUUAUGCCAUCACCGCCGACUUCAAGUGCAUCAUCGAGGCCCUCACCGAAGUCCCCAAUAUCGAUUUCACCAUCCAGAACCGGCAAGGAUUCAACCUCUUGCACCACGCCGCUCUAAAGGGGAACAAAUUAGCCGUCAAAAAGAUCCUGUCGAGGGCCCGGCAGCUGGUCGACGCGAAGAAGGAAGACGGGUUCACGGCAUUACAUCUGGCCGCCCUGAACAACCACAAAGAAGUGGCAGAAAUCUUAAUCAGAGAGGGCCGUUGUGACGUCAACCUGAAGAACAACCGCAACCAGACGCCCCUACACCUGGCCGUCACCCAGGGCCACAUGGAGAUGGUGCAGCUGCUGGUGAGCGAGGGGGCUGACGUGAACACGGAGGAUGAGGAUGGUGACACGGCCAUGCACAUUGUCCUGGAGAGGGAGCACCUGAUGUCCAUCAUGGCCGAGCAGCAGCAGCAGCAGGAGGACGGGGAGGAGAGCAUCUUUGCUAAACUCCAGGCUUCUGGUUUCCUUGGCAACGUGGAGCUGAACGUGGGGUUCGCCAUUGCGUGCUACCUGGCGCAGGAAGGAGCUGAUAUCAAGUAUGCCAACCACCGGGGCAAGACCCCCCUCGACCUCAUCUCAGACGGAAGCAUCGCACAGCUCGUCAAGAACUUUUCCCAAAAAUUCAGAGAUAAUCAGGAUUCGGUGGAGAGCACCACCCUGCUGUGCAGCCUCGGACGGGUUCACACGACCCCGAACACCAUGACGAAUCUGAGCGUGGCCAAGCCAGCAGCUCCCUCGGAGUGCCUGGUGUGUUCGGAGCUCGCCCUGCUGGUCCAUUUCUUUCCCUGCCAGCACAGCAUCGUGUGUGAAGAAUGUUCGAGGAGAAUGAAACGGUGCAUCAAGUGUCAAGUGAUGAUCACCAAGAAGCUGAAACAAGAUAGCACGGAGGUGGAGUCCAGUCCCGGUUCCGAAACCACCGACCACCAGAAGCUGAUGGAAGACCUCCAGAGCCGCUACCGCCAGAUGGAGGAGCGCAUCACCUGCCCCAUCUGUAUCGACAACCAAAUCAAACUGAUCUUCCAGUGUGGACACGGCUCGUGCCAGGAGUGCGGCGGCUCCCUGUCCGUCUGCCCCAUUUGCCGACAGACGAUCCGCGAAAGGAUAGAGAUCUUUGUUUGAGAACGGCGCUCCAGACCUCUCCCCCCCCCAACGCUAGUCAACGCCCUCCGGAGAAACUCGGCCCGGCGAGUCGUUUUCGCCGAGAAUCUCGAACAGCUUUGUUCGAGGAUCUCGAGCGGCGUUGUGCGCUUGCCCAGAGUCCAGCCUUUGAUGGAGGAGGAACACAUUUCGUGGCAGCCGAUCCCAAGCGGCCGCUGCUUUCCUUUCCUUUCCUUCCCUUCUUUUUUUUCUUAAAGUAGACCAAAACACAGAUGUAACAGGUUUCUAGGUUUUGGGGCAAUACUUCUCAUGGCCUUACCCAGCUUCGAAAGGGGAGGAAGACACCCAUUUCUGAGAGCCCGUCGCGUUCCUCGGGGUGGGGGUCGGUGGGUGGGGAGGGAAAAACAAUAUCCUUGCACUUUAAAAAAAAAGUGGUGGGAGAGAAAGGUAUAAAAUCUGGCCUUGCUCUUUCUAGCAAAGGGAGUCAGCCCAAAGAGCAGAGGAAACAUACAAUCCAAUUUUUGGGGUUGUUUGGGGCAGGUUCCCCCCCCCUUUUGUUCUUUUCCCUGAUGCCACAUUCGGCCACAGAUAUGAUCAGAGAAGACAGACGGGGGCGUGUGUGUGAGAAUGAAGAAGGGAGACCCGUGCCUUCUUCGAGACGAAAUAGUGAAUAUUUACGGACUGUAUCCAGACUGGCAACAGAAGCAUCCCCUUAGGUGGCGAUGGCUCUUCUCUCUUCUCCAGUAAUUUCAAUGUUUAUUCUGCAUAACGGCAAAGAGCCUUUGGGUUUCCUCUCUUUUCCCUCCCACCCCCCAUCCACCCCAACCGAGGUGUCUUGUUUUAAAAAGAACCGAGAGACCACAAUCGAAAUGAGAACCGUCAGGGGAGGAGAGGAGGCCAGGAAACUCCCCUCGGUCGUCGGCUGGCAGCCUUGAAUAAAGUUUCUUUACACACCACA
This is a messenger RNA of Pogona vitticeps (central bearded dragon), 3808 nucleotides long. Lineage: Eukaryota; Metazoa; Chordata; Lepidosauria; Squamata; Agamidae. The record is from RefSeq and is a predicted model, not a curated record.